Molecule: messenger RNA, 8085 nt
Organism: Polypterus senegalus (gray bichir)
Lineage: Eukaryota; Metazoa; Chordata; Cladistia; Polypteriformes; Polypteridae
Product: neuroblast differentiation-associated protein AHNAK
Exons: 5
Coding region: 203-7597 (2464 amino acids)
Biological process (GO): regulation of RNA splicing
Cellular component (GO): cytoplasm; nucleus
Source: RefSeq, a predicted model, not a curated record
CAGGAAAACUUUCAGUGAACAAGGUCAUUUGAGAACACAGACUAUUCAAUGCAAAAAUACCUUGGUGAAUUUCACUGAUCAACACUGCUUAAGACAAAAAAUGUCUUCAGGAAAAGAAAAAGUACUCAUGUCAUAACAUCAAGAUUUUUGCAGCUUUCUUCCUUCCAGUCAGGCACAAGUGUGAAAAGGAAAUGCUGUAAAAAUGAGUGAACAAUUCAGAACAAAAAGGUCCCGGAGCCUCUCAGACAGUCUAAUUCUUGAAGAUUCUGAGGAUGGAGGUGUUGUUGUUAAGGAUAUCAGUGAUGCUGGAGUUGCAGAUUCCUCUGGAAUUAAGGAAGGGGAUGAACUAGUUGGUGCCACCAUCUAUUUUGACACGCUUAAGAAGGACGAUGUCCUAAAGCUCAUGAAGCUUACUGACCAAUACAAUGCGCAAAUGAAGGUGAUUACCAAACGGCCCAAAGUCACUCCAGAUGUUGCUUGGGAAAGCCCUAAUAUCAGCAUUAGAAGACCAGAAGCAAUGCUAAGGAAUUCAACAUAUGACAAAUUAUUUAAUAACAAAAUUAAGAAACAUCUAAAGCUGUCAUCUUCUUGUGAAAACAUUUUUUCGGAACCAUCAUCUGGACUGAAAGAUAACUUCAAUGCUGAUUUUAAUGAACCUAAAAUGAAUCUAAAGGGCCCCAAAGUCAAUGUCAACUUACCAGAAGGAAGCCUGGAGGGUCCAACGUCUUUUGAUAUUCAUAAUGCUGGAAAUGUAAAACUGAAAGGACCUGACUCCUCUUUCGAUGGAAGUUUAAAAACGCCAGAUAUACAUUUUGGUGGUCCAAAUAUCAAGGGAGGAAUCAAUGCUCCAGAUAUUGAUUUGAAGAUGCCCAAAGCUGACAUCAAAGGACCACAAAUUUCCAUGCCUUCUUUUGGAGGAGGAAAGGUUAAAGGUCCAGAACUAAAUAUGGAUGGGAAACUAAACUCACCUGAUGUAGACAUAUCUGGUCCAGAUUUAAAGGGAGGAAUUCAUACUCCAGUCAUUGAUAUGAACAUGCCCAAGGCAGACAUCAAAGGGCCAAAGUUUAGUAUGCCUUCUUUUGGUGGAGGAAAGAUUAAAGGUCCUGAACUAAAUUUGGAUGGGAAAGUAAGCACACCUGAUGUAGACAUAUCAACUCCAGAUAUCAAGGGGGGAAUUCAUGCUCCAGAUAUUGAUUUGAAGAUGCCCAAAGCAGACAUCAAAGGUCCAAAAUUGAAUCUACCUUCUUUUGGAGGAGGAAAAGUUAAAGGACCUGAAUUAGAUGUUGAUGGAAAAAUGAACACACCUGAUGUACACAUAUCAGCUCCAGAUAUCAAGGGGGGAGUUCAUGCUCCAGAUAUGGAUGUGAAGAUGCCCAAGGCAGACAUCAAAGGACCAAAAUUUAGUUUGCCAUCAUUUGGAGGAGGAAAGGUUAAAGGGCCUGAAUUAAAUAUAGAUGGGAAAGUAAACACACCUGAUGUAAACAUAUCAACUCCAGAUAUCAAGGGAGGAAUUCAUGCUCCAGAUAUGGAUGUGAACAUGCCCAAGGCAGACAUUAAAGGGCCAAAAUUUAAUCUACCUUCUUUUGGAGGAGGAAAAGUUAAAGGACCUGAAUUAGAUGUUGAUGGAAAAAUGAACACACCUGAUGUACACAUAUCAGCUCCAGAUAUCAAGGGGGGAGUUCAUGCUCCAGAUAUGGAUGUGAAGAUGCCCAAGGCAGACAUCAAAGGACCAAAAUUUAGUUUGCCAUCAUUUGGAGGAGGAAAGGUUAAAGGGCCUGAAUUAAAUAUAGAUGGGAAAGUAAACACACCUGAUGUAAACAUAUCAACUCCAGAUAUCAAGGGGGGAAGUCAUGCUCCAGAUAUUGAUUUGAAGAUGCCCAAAGCAGACAUCAAAGGGCCAAAAUUUAGUCUGCCUUCUUUUGGAGGAGGAAAAGUUAAAGGACCUGAAUUAGAUGUUGAUGGAAAAAUGAACACACCUGAUGUAAACAUAUCAGCUCCAGAUAUCAAGGGAGGAUUCCAUGCUCCAGAUAUUGAUGUGAACAUGCCCAAGGCAGACAUUAAAGGUCCAAAAUUUAAUCUACCUUCUUUUGGAGGAGGAAAAGUUAAAGGCCCUGAAUUAAAUAUAGAUGGCAAAGUAAACACACCUGAUGUAAACAUAUCUACUCCAGAUAUCAAGGGGGGAAUUCAUGCUCCAGAUAUGGACGUGAAGAUGCCCAAAGCAGACAUCAAAGGGCCAAAAUUCAGUCUACCUUCUUUUGGAGGAGGAAAAGUUAAAGGACCUGAAUUAAAUGUCGAUGGAAAAAUAAACACACCCGAUGUAGACAUAUCAGCUCCAGAUAUCAAGGGGGGAAUUCAUGCUCCAGAUAUUGAUGUGAAGAUGCCCAAGGCAGACAUCAAAGGACCAAAAUUCAGUCUGCCUUCUUUUGGAGAAGGAAAGGUUAAAGGCCCUGAAUUAAACAUAGAUGGGAAAGUAAACACACCUGAUGUAGACAUAUCAACUCCAGAUAUCAAGGGUGGAUUUCAUGCUGCAGAUAUGGAUGUGAAGAUGCCUAAGGCAGACAUUAAAGGGCCAAAAUUUAGUCUGCCUUCUUUUGGAGGAGGAAAGGUUAAAGGUCCUGAGCUAAAUGUAGAUGGGAAAGUAAACACACCAGAUGUAAACAUAUCAACUCCAGAUAUCAAGGGGGGAAUUCAUGCUCCAGAUAUUGAUAUGAAGAUGCCCAAGGCAGAUAUCAAAGGUCCAAAGUUUUCUCUGCCUUCCUUUGGAGGAGGAAAGGUUAAAGGUCCUAAUUUAAAUGUGGAUGGGAAAAUAAACACACCUGAUGUAGACAUAUCUGGUCCAGAUGUAAAAGGAGGAAUCCAUGCUCCAGACAUUAAUGUGAAGUCACCCAAGGCUGACAUCAAAGGGCCAAAGUUUUCUCUGCCUUCCUGGGGAGGAACAAAAGUUAAAAGCCCAGAGGUACAUAUAGAUGGAAAGGUAAAGACACCUGAUGUAAAUGUGUCCUCUCCCAACAUUGAAGGAGACAUAAAAACUCCAGACAUAGAUAUGAAUUUACCUAAAGCUGAUAUAAAACCUCCUAAAACUUCAAAAUUUUCUCUUCCAUCAUGGGGUAUGUCCUUGCCAAGAGGGAAGAGUCCUGACUUAGAUGCUAACAUAAAGGCACCAAAUGUUAAUGUCUCCACUCCAAAAACCAAAGGUGAUCUUAAUGCACCUUCAGUCAACGUAAGUUCCCCCAAAGGUACUAUUAAAGGUCCGAAAUUUAAAUUUCCCUCUUGGGGAAAAGCAAAAUCACCAGAUUUACACUUAGAAACACCUGAUGCAAAUAUCUCUACUCCAAAUAUCAAAACACCUGAAGUUAACAUAGGUGCACCAAAAGUAAAAGGCCCUGAUGUUGAUAUUUCUGGUCCCAAAAUUGAAGGUGGAAUCAAAGUACCAAAAUUUGGAUUUAAAUUACCAGAACUAGAUAUGAAAGCACCAAAUAAGGACAUUAGCAUAAAAGGCAUUCAAGGAGAUAUCAAAGAACCAAAUGUAGACCUUACUGGUCCAGAAAUUAAUAAAAGUUUGGAAAUACCAAAACUGAACUUGCCAAAGUUUGGAAUUUCAGAACCAAUAUUACAUGGCCCUGAGGUGAACAUUGAUGCAAAACUUCCACGUGGAAAAAUUGAUCUUCCAGAUUCACAACUGAAAAGUAAUCUUAAUGCUGCAGACAUAGAAAUGAAACCUCCAAAAGGAUCACUUGAUAUGAAGACUCCUGACAUUGAGCUUGACGUACCAGACCCAAAGAUGAAGUCUAGCAAAUUCAAAAUUCCUACUUUUAAUCUACCUGGCAUAAAAACUAACAGCCCUGAGUUAAAGCUGGGUGACACACAUUUGCCAGAUUCUGACAUAAACCUCAAAGGACCUAAUGUUGACAUUAGAAAAAUGCAGGCUCCUAAUGUAAAUAUCUCUGGUCCCAAGAUCAAUAAACCUGAUGUAGAUAUCAAAUUGCCAAAUGCUGAACUCAAAGGUCCAAAUCUGGAUCUGAAAGGCCCAAAUGUUGAAGUUGGAGAACCAAGUGGAAAAUUUAAAAUGCCUCAGAUGAAGAUGCCCGAUUUUGGAAUAUCCGGUCCAAAACUGAAAGGUCCUGAUAUUGAUGGCAAUGUAAAAGUUCCUGAUGUAAAUAUCUCUGGUCCUAACAUCAAUAAACCUGAUGUGGAUAUCAGUUUACCAAAAGCUGAUAUUAAAGGCCCAAAUCUGGAUCUGAAAGCACCAAAUGUUGAAGUAGGGGAAGCUGGAGGAAAAUUUAAAAUACCAUCACUGAAGAUGCCAGAUUUUGGAAUAUCGGGUCCAAAGGUCAAAGAUCCUGAUGUGAACAUUGAUGCUAAGAUGCAGAUUCCAGAUGUAAGUAUCUCAGGUCCCAAAAUCAGUAAACCUGAUGUAGAUAUCAACUUACCAAAAGCUGAAAUCAAAGCUCCAAAUCUGGAUCUGAAAGGACCAAAUGUUGAGGUAGGGGAACCUAGUGGAAAACUUAAAAUGCCAUCGCUGAAAAUGCCAGAUUUUGGAAUAUCAGGUCCAAAAGUAAAAGGUCCAGAUAUUGAUGGCAAUGUAAAAGUUCCUGAUGUAAAAAUCUCUGGUCCUAACAUCGAUAAACCUGAUGUAGAUAUCAAUUUACCAAAAGCUGAUAUCAAAGGUCCAAAUCUGGAUCUGAAAGGACCAAAUGUUGAAGUAGGUGAACCUACUGGAAAAUUUAAAAUGCCAUCACUGAAGAUGCCGGAUUUUGGACUAUCUCGUCCAAAAAUCAAAGGUCCUGAUGUGAACAUUGAUGCUAAAAUGCAGGCACCAGAUGCAAGUAUCUCAGGUCCCAAAAUCAGUAAACCUGAUGUAGAUAUCAGCUUACCAAAAACAGAAAUCAAAGCUCCAAAUCUGGAUUUGAAAGGACCAAAUGUUGAAGUAGGGGAACCUAGUGGAAAAUUGAAAAUGCCAUCGCUGAAUAUGCCAGAUUUUGGAAUAUCAGGUCCAAAAGUGAAAGGUCCAGAUAUUGAAGGCAAAGUAAAAGUUCCUGAUGUUAAUAUCUCUGGUCCUAAAAUCCAUAAACCUGAUGUAGAUAUCAAUUUACCAAAAGCUGAAUUCAAAGGUCCAAAUCUGGAUCUGAAAGGACCAAAUGUUGAAGUUGGAGAACCAAGUGGAAAACUUAAAAUGCCUCACAUGAAGAUGCCUGAUUUUGGAAUAUCUGGUCCAAAACUGAAAGGUCCUGAUAUUGAUGGCAAUGUAAAAGUUCCUGAUGUAAAUAUUUCUGGUCCUAACAUCAGUAAACCUGAUGUAGAUAUCAGUUUACCAAACACAGAUAUUAAAGGCCCAAAUCUGGAUCUGAAAGCACCAAAUGUUGAAGUAGGGGAAGCUGGAGGAAAACUUAAAAUGCCAUCACUGAAGAUGCCAGAUUUUGGAAUAUCUGGUCCAAAGGUCAAAGGUCCUGAUGUGAAUAUUGAUGCUAAAAUGCAGACUCCAGAUGUAAGUAUCUCAGGUCCCAAAAUCAGUAAACCUGAUGUAGAUAUUGGCUUACCAAAAGCUGAAAUCAAACCUCCAAAUCUGGAUCUGAAAGGACCAAAUGUUGACAUAGGGGAACCUAGUGGAAAAUUUAAAAUGCCAUCGCUGAAAAUGCCAGAUUUUGGAAUAUCAGGUCCAAAAGUAAAAGGUCCAGAUAUUGAUGGCAAUGUAAAAGUUCCUGAUGUAAAAAUCUCUGGUCCUAACAUCAAUAAACCUGAUGUAGAUAUCAAUUUACCAAAAGCUGAUAUCAAAGGUCCAAAUAUGGAUCUGAAAGGACCAAAUGUUGAAGUAGGUGAACCUACUGGAAAAUUUAAAAUGCCAUCACUGAAGAUGCCGGAUUUUGGACUAUCUCGUCCAAAAAUCAAAGGUCCUGAUGUGAACAUUGAUGCUAAAAUGCAGGCACCAGAUGCAAGUAUCUCAGGUCCCAAAAUCAGUAAACCUGAUGUAGAUAUCAGCUUGCCAAAAACAGAAAUCAAAGCUCCAAAUCUGGAUUUGAAAGGACCAAAUGUUGAAGUAGGGGAACCUAGUGGAAAAUUGAAAAUGCCAUCGCUGAAUAUGCCAGAUUUUGGAAUAUCAGGUCCAAAAGUGAAAGGUCCAGAUAUUGAAGGCAAUGUAAAAGUUCCCGAUGUUAAUAUCUCUGGUCCUAAAAUCCAUAAACCUGAUGUAGAUAUCAAUUUACCAAAAGCUGAUAUUAAAGGUCCAAAUCUGGACCUGAAAGGACCAAAUGUUGAAGUAGGCGAACCUGGAGGAAAACUUAAAAUGCCAUCACUGAAAAUGCCAGAUUUUGGACUAUCAGGAACAAAGGUCAAAGGACCAAGUUUUGACAGUGAUGCAAAUCUGAAAACUCCCGAAACAAGUUUAAAUGUAAAAGGAUCACAACCUAAGGGAGAAGUGGAUGUUUCAGUUCCAAAUAUGCAUGGAAAAAUAAAAGGAUUUUCUGCAGAUAUAAAGGGUCCUGAUGUUGAUAUCAGUCAGCCAGAUGUAAAAGGUGCAGAUGGAAAGUUUAAAUUUCCUAAAUUGACAUUUCCAUCUUUUGGUGUCUCCAAAUCCCCAAGUCUAAAGGCAUCAGGUCCACAAGUAAAAGGAAAUGCUCCUAAUGUUGAUCUGAAUACUCCCGAUGUCAGCAGUCCAGAAAUUGAGCUUGAUGUUCCUGAUGCAAAACUAAAGGAACCAAAGAUUAAAUUCCCAACUUUAGACGGCUUCAGAAAACCUACAGUAGAUUCUAAUAUAAAUGUAAAAGCUCCAAGUGUUAAAGGUGAAUUUGAAGCUUUGCAGCCAACCAUUCAUGGAGAGCUUAAGCAGCCAAAAGCUGAUUUAUCUAGAGGCAACACUGAAGCUCCAAAAAUUACCAUGCCAUCAGUUUCAAUACCAGAAAUAGAUGUUGGUACAUCAAAACAUAAAGGUGCAAUUGCCAUAUCUGCACCAAAGGCACAAGGUGACCUAAAAGCACCCAUUGCAGAUGUUCAGGACCCAAAAUUAAAUAUGCCAGGCAUACAUAUAAACACCCCCAAACUAGAAAGUAGUAUUGAAGCUCCAAAAGUUAAUAUUAACAUGCCCAGUGUGAAAAUAAAUGGAUCAAAAGCUGCUGAUUCCAGUUAUGAUGCACCUUCUUUGGAGGACACAGAGAAAAAUCUAAAUAAGUCCUCUCCAAAAAUUGAUAUUGAAGCUAAACUCCAAAAGUUAAAAAAUGAUUUCUACUCAAAAGGAAAGGUUACACCUCCAAAGGCUAAUGUGGAUGUAGAUCUUCCAGAAAUUAAAGGACCGUCACAGUUUUCAGGUCCAAGCAUAGAAGGUGCAAUUAAGGAUGCAAGCACUCCAGGCAUCCAUCUUAAUGCUAGCCAAGACAGUGCAACCAAACCCACAAGAGGCACAUUUAAAGUAAAUAAACCUGCUGCAGAAGCUGACAAGAAAAAUGAUGGAGGUGACAAACCAAAAUCAGCCUUUAACUUUUCUGAUAUUUUCAACAUAGGUGGUAAGAAAGGGUCAGCAGAUAUUACAACAGAUAAGCCAGAAACCCCAUCAACUCCACCACAGUCUUUCAAGUUCAGAUUACCCGAAGUUGAGUUUGGAAAAUAACUUCUCUAAUCACUGUAUGGUUUUCUUUAUCUGGCUUAUGAAGGUUAAGCAACUAUGAUAUAAACACCAGAAGCCUUUUGUAUAAAAAUAAAGAUUAUGUAUUUAUUUUGAUUUUUUAGGUUAAUAUUCUAUUUUAUUUUAAAAUCAAUAUUGUAGUAUGUGAUUUUUUCAUGAAUCUGAAAAGUCAAGGUUCUGGUGUUAAAUUUUGUUUGUUGUGGAACCAUGAACAUAAACAAUUUAGUUAUUUUGGACUAUACUGUACUCUGCAAUUAAGAUAUUCUAACAUGUGUUUAAGUUUAUUAUUUUAUUAAAAUGUAGAUUAUUAAUAUAAAAUUUAUUUGGAACCUGUCAUGCUAAUAUGUACAUAGCAAAGGAUAGUGUGGGAUACUGAGCAAUAAGAAGAAAAUUCUCUCUUCAAUUUUAAGGCAAAUACAUUGUAUAUAUUCUUCUGUGAAAUAUUUAACAGAAUAAAGGGUGUGCUGUUCUGA